Ectocarpus sp. CCAP 1310/34 is the source of this 1956-nucleotide messenger RNA. NCBI's taxonomy places the organism in Eukaryota, Phaeophyceae, Ectocarpales, Ectocarpaceae. The record is from the annotation of a GenBank genome assembly.
AUGCGUGCGUUGACACUUCGGCAGGAACUAGAGGAGGCCGUUCCUGGGGCAUUCAACCUCUCUGCAAGCAGUCUGGAAGAAGUCGUGCGGGCGUGGAUAGAGUUCGAACCCGAGUGGGCCGAAGAGGCGAAGAGGAGAUACCUGAACAAGGGCACGUACAGCACAUCUCAAGCUGCAAAGAAGAUUAGGCGUGCGAAAGGGGCGGAGAUGAAAGCUCGGGUGCUGGCGGUAGCGGCGGACGAGUUUCGCGCUGAGAGCAUCGAGCUCCUCGACGGCGUUGGGAUCACGGUGUCGGGGACGAUAAUCCACAACGUUGGCUUCUUCUCGGCGUCGCGGGCACAGAUCCAGGACGCGGAGCGCAACCGCAGGAAACGAUGCGCCGCCUCAGCUGCCGCGAAGCGACGGGGGGAAAACGUGAAGGUGGAGAAGUUCCGCCCCAUCGACAUGCUUCAUGAAGACGAGCAUGGACAGUACUGGUCCUACCACCUCUUCGAGUACGGCAAGAACAAGGAGGGAUACUGGACCGGGCUCAGGAUGCUGGACCACAUGUCAGACGUGCGACAUGUCGGCGCACCGUCGGUGAAGAGAAUGAACUUGGGUGUCGGUGGUGUGAGGAACGGAGAAGAGCUUGCGCCGAUGGACCCCGUGACCAUCCUCGAAGAUACCCCGAACCUCCCAGCCGGCACGGUACAGCACUUGGUGUUUCGGAGGGGGGACGAUCCCCCCUUCCACUCCCCGCAUCUCAAGCCGGCGCAAUAUGUCGGAAAGUUGAAAGGAAUGCGGCAGAUUUUGUGGGAGAGGGGGCUCCUGGUCAAAGGCAUGAGUAAGACGAGGGGCUCGGGCGAAAAGCAGGACCUCAGCAAGAGCAUGGAGCACGUUUUGGGAGAGCAGAAGGACUUCAAGGAAGUUGAUUCUAGUCUGGUGCUGUUGAUGCAGCGCCACGGGGGGGCCUGUCUCAUGCUUCCUAAGUACCACUGCGAGUGUAACCCCAUCGAGCCUGUUUGGGGCCGAGCUAAGGACUGGACUCGAAAGAACUGCAAAUAUUCGUUGGAAUGCUUGCGCAAGAACGUGCCGCUGAGUUUUAGACCAGAGAAGGCGUACAAGAAGUACAAGUCGCACAGGCGCCCGACCCCGAAGGAAUGGAGGCCGUCGAGUCGAUGGCGCAUUCUUGUUCAUUGAGCUGUAUUUGUGCAGUUUUUUUCCGUGUUUCUGGUGGGAAUGUUGUACAAAAAUGGAACAUUUUUGUUGAAAACGGCCAAUUUUUGUGAUAUAUGUACGCUGUAGGUGCGGUAGAGGCAUUUGCAUAGUGUUUGAGGGCGUUCCUGUGCACGUGUGGGUGGUUUGGUGCGAAAAAAAAAAAAUGGAUUAGCAACAUAUAUGGGGGAAAAGUUGCUCUAGGGCCAAUUUCGUGGGUUCGAGACACGCCGCGAGCAUCUUUUUUUCUUUUUUUCCCUCUUUUGGCGACUCGCUACGCUUUUGCGCCUUGCCGCGGGCGUUCCGAAGCUGUUUUUCUUUUUCUUUUACUCGCUCUCAGUCAAAAGUUAUGGAGGGACAACCAAAAUCGGGUCCUUGAAAAUUAACACUUUAUGCAGGCGCAUUUUGAAAAACCACAAUAUAGGCACAUUUCCAGUUGUUGUUGUUGUUGUUGUCUUCACAUUAAACCGUAUGUCAGUUGCCGAAUGCCAAAAUCUAGCAAAAGACUCUCAGCCCGUGGUCACGAAAGUGCUAGAGCCAUCUGAGGAUCUAAAGAACACGCACACAUAAAACGAGAAAAAUGUAUCCAAGAGGCCGAAGAGGUACACCAAAAAUCCCUGCAGCACCGUAUGCGUGCCCAAAAACUGAACUGCACGUCCGUCCCACCGUUCGACUACAGUAGCAUCACCCCCUCCCUGUCCCACUCUAUACCAAAACGGAAGAUUGCCGACUACAGCAUACUGCUGUCUGAAGUGCUGUCUG